UUUAUUGAUUCUCGUCUUUCCUCAUUGGACUUCUAAGAAAGGACAGUAGUUUCUGUGUUUCUCCAGCUUUCAUUUUUGUCAGUAGGAAGGACAAGAAGGAACAAUGUGUGGGUUUCAGGCACACCCACACAUUCUUCACUAUCAGGACCAACUCCCUUAGCCUUGAAAACUUAAAAAAUGUCGUUUUUAUGGUAGCAUACCUUCCUCUGCUGCAUUGUUUCAUGAGAAUUCUCUGCAACAAGCUGUCUGAGCUCUUCUUGCUGUUUGUUCAAUGGCUUUGACUUUAUGCUGCAAUUUGUCUUGGGAGGCUUCCUUUAGCAAGGGAAGUUGGUGUCUUUGAUUCUCAGUUCUCCACAUGGGUUCCUUGGUUUUUAAAAUUACAAUGUGGCUUUGAUUCCAAUUUUGUCCUUUGAUGGCUUUGGCUACUAGUCUUCACUUUUGCAUCUCUUGACUUGUCUUGCACAUUUUGUGAUCAGAACUAGGCAGACUUUUCCUGCUUUCACCCUUAAACAUGAAAAUGGGAACAAAGAAUGUGUGGCACUCCUUUAUGCCUCUUCAUUUCAGGGGCAAAUCAACCACCAGCUUUUGCAUUUUCCCCAAAGUUAAGUCUGCAGGCUAUAGCCCAGGCAACUCACCUGUCUACCUCAAUGUGUAUGACUUGACAACCAUUAAUGGCUAUGUCUACUGGGCAGGUUUUGGAGUCUUUCACUCUGGGGUGGAAGUUCACGGUGUAGAAUAUGCCUUUGGAGCCCAUGACUAUCCAUCAAGUGGUGUCUUUGAGGUUGAACCUCGACAGUGUCCUGGUUUCAAGUUUAGGAAGUCAAUAUUCAUGGGGACAACAUCCUUAGAUCCAUUUCAGAUUAGAGAGUUCAUGGAACGUCUGUCUGCAAACUACAAUGGUGAUAUGUAUCAUUUGAUAGUUAAAAACUGCAAUCAUUUCUCUGAGGAUAUGUGCUACAAGCUGACUGGGAACUCAAUUCCAAAAUGGGUAAAUCGACUAGCAAGAAUAGGUUCACUUUGCAAUUGCAUACUCCCAGAGGCCCUUAAGGCAACCACAGUAAGACAUGAACAUAAUUUCCAAGAAUGUGAUAAUGAAAAGAAGAGACUAAGAAGUGGCUUCAGCUGCUGGUCAUCAAUCUCAAUGCCUCAGAGGGAAGUAUCUCUGUCUUCAUUGUUUCUACAUUCUCACUAUAAAGGCUGCCUACCACCAUGGGAGUUAAAGAGGUCCAAAAAAGGUUCACUGAAGGAAGGUUAAAAUGACAACAUCUACAUAUGCUUUGACAAAAUGGAAGGAUUACCUGUUGCCACUACGCAAUUUUCCGGAAUUGGGCAAUAUCAACAUUUCCCAUUGUCCAUGAUCCUGCUGGAAGUAAAGUCUGUACCAGUUUGUUUUUUUGAAAGCAAAACGGGGGCUUCGCACUUCUCAUCAUGUUUUCUGCUAAGCUGCAUCUUUGGCAUUUGCUUGCUUUCUUUGUGAGAUUGUAUUUUGAUACUGUGCAUUCAUAUUUAAAUAGCUGGAGAUGAACCAAUGUAGAUUAUUAUGUUGCCUUA
This is a messenger RNA of Hevea brasiliensis (rubber tree), 1551 nucleotides long. RefSeq names its product deSI-like protein At4g17486. The record is from RefSeq and is a predicted model, not a curated record. Bases 512 to 1255 code for a protein of 247 amino acids. Gene Ontology annotation, biological process: protein deubiquitination. NCBI's taxonomy places the organism in Eukaryota, Viridiplantae, Streptophyta, Magnoliopsida, Malpighiales, Euphorbiaceae. The transcript has 5 exons. Gene Ontology annotation, molecular function: deubiquitinase activity.